GGCCAAGUUGUUGGAAUCUUCUCACGCUUGGCUCGGGGCCUCCACGUCAUCGAUAGCCGCAGACAGCUACCAAUACCAACUUCAGUCGAUGUGGCAAAAGUGCUGGAACACCAACCAGAGUCUCGUGCACAACCUGAGGUUUCGGGAACGGGGACCGUUGAAGUCCUGGAGGCCGGAAACAAUGGCGGAAGCCAUUUUUUCGGUGCUAAAAGAGGGACUGUCGCUAUCGCAGGCCGCUAGAAAAUACGAUAUUCCUUAUCCCACCUUCGUGUUGUACGCCAAUAGGGUCCAUAAUAUGUUAGGACCGUCUGCUGACGGCGGAUCUGAUUUACGACCUAAAGGACGCGGUAGGCCCCAAAGGAUCCUACUGGGCGUAUGGCCAGACGAGCACAUAAGAGGAGUAAUAAGAGCGGUGGUGUUCCGGGAUUCCCACCAAAUCAAAGACGAUUCGCAUAUGGCUUACCCCCGAUUACAUGACGGCGUUACCAUCCAGAGUUACCCGAACAACGCGUGCAGCAACGGAGCUGACCCCAACGUUUCACCUGGGGCAGCCGCAGCUGCCGCCGUCGCUGCCGUAGCCCAAGGACUGAGACAACAAAUGUGCAGUAUGGUUGCCGCGGCACAUAAUCAAAGUUCCGCGCACGACACGAACCCCGUGGCGAGUCUGGUGAACACGCUAGCGUUGGCGGGACAUUGCGGUAGCGUGCCGCUACCCAGUAACGGCGCCCCGCCGAUGAGCAUGAGUCACCUGGCGAGCAUGCGCAACAUGAGCAGUCCCGCGGGAAGCAUACAGGACCUGAGGAUCAGUCCCGCCGGUUCCGCUGGGAUGGAGAGUCCGAUUUCGUCGCCCUUGGGUCUGACCGUGUCCAGCACGAUGGAACCGGCCAUCAAUAUGAAUAUAGGAAAUAAUAUGGACGUAGGAAUCGGCGUGUCAGGAAUGACCUACAAGCCGGCGAGGUCGUUCACCUCGCCACGCCCGGAGAACCUUUUUCAAGAGGACAUCGACGACCUGGUGAAACCGAUCCACAGCACGUCGUCGACCCCGCGGCCCAAAGACACCCACAUGCCCUCGAUAAAAAUGGAACCGAUGACCGAGUGCCGGGGCGAGUGAAGGGCGAGCGUUUCGCCCCCCGAGGCCUAACGUACCAUUUGUGAUAAAUUCCCCCCUCCCCCCCCCCCCCCCCAGCCCCCAACGACACUUUUUACUUGACGUAUUGUUGUUAGAGUUGCUAGUACAAUGAAUCGGCGACUAUAUAUAGAGGUACAAUGAAUUAGUUCGGGUCCGGGUUGUAUUCGAUAUGAUGAUUAUUUCGUUGUGACCCAAUGUUGGUUUUAGAGAAAGGGAAUUGUUGUUCUAAUGUUCGACGUUUCGAUUUUUUUGUGCAAUUAUCUUCAAUAUCUUUGAUGGAAGUCAUAGGAGGUAGCUUCCUCAUACAUAUCAUACACGUUUUUUUUAAACCUUUGAUUAGAAAAUUUGAUAUAUCCCAAGCAGCACACGAUAGUUAAAUAAACGUUUAUUUUUGGUUUACAUCAGAUGUACAUUUUUGGUUGAACUUUUAUUACAUUUUAAUAAUAUGCAAUUAUUAUUUUAUAAAAGUUAAACGUUUAAGUAUGGUAUAUUGUAUACUAUUUAAAGAAGUUUAUAAAACGCGAUUAAUGAAAUUAGAUUUUUUUAAAUACCUUUAAUUUUUUUUCAGAUCUGUUUUAUGCAUCAUGGGGCAUUUUUCAACAUAAAAGAAAAAAAUCAAUUUUUACCAAUGGCG
This is a messenger RNA of Anthonomus grandis grandis, 1763 nucleotides long. RefSeq names its product protein bric-a-brac 1-like. Gene Ontology annotation, molecular function: DNA binding. The coding region runs from base 89 to 1111 and encodes 340 amino acids. The record is from RefSeq and is a predicted model, not a curated record. NCBI's taxonomy places the organism in Eukaryota, Metazoa, Arthropoda, Insecta, Coleoptera, Curculionidae. Gene Ontology annotation, biological process: regulation of transcription by RNA polymerase II. The transcript is spliced from 6 exons. Gene Ontology annotation, cellular component: nucleus.